CAUAAGGGAAGCAGACAUUGGUCUGUCAUCGCGAGUCGUCUCUAUGGUUCAUAUCAGAAAGUCUGUGAAUAUAUAAAGGAAAGUGCCCAAGUAAGUGGCUUGUUCUCGACUUCUGCUAUGGCGUAUCCUCAGGGCUACUUGUAUCAGCCGUCAGCUUCUUUGGCACUGUAUUCAUGUCCGGCGUACAGUACGAGUGUGAUUUCGGGACCCCGGACCGAGGAACUAGGAAGAUCUUCUUCGGGGUCUGCGUUUGCUCCAUAUGCCGGAUCUACAGCAUUCACUAAUCCAUCGGCUGGCUACAACUCUCAUCUCCAAUACGGUGCAGACACGGCGGCAGCGGCGACAUUUACGUCUUACGUGGGAGCACCAUAUGAUCACACGGCAGGCAUGGCCGGUUCUUUAGGAUAUCACCCCUACGCGGCUUCCCUGGGUUCCUUUCCUUACGGGGACCCUGCAUACAGGAAAAACGCAACCCGGGACGCCACCGCCACUCUCAAGGCCUGGCUUAGUGAGCACAGGAAAAACCCCUACCCCACAAAGGGUGAGAAAAUCAUGCUGGCCAUAAUAACCAAAAUGACCCUCACGCAAGUGUCCACAUGGUUCGCCAACGCGCGGAGGAGGCUCAAGAAGGAAAACAAGAUGACCUGGACCCCGAGGAACAGAAGCGAGGACGAGGAGGAGGAUGAGAACAUCGAUCUAGAGAAGAAUGACGAAGACGAGUCGCACAAGACCACAGACAAGGGCGACUCGACGGACACCGAGUCAGCAGAACAUAAACUCAACUCGGAGGAUAUUACGUGUGACACAUUUAAAGAGGAGAAUCUCGUCAAAGACAUAGACCCCCUUCUGACGGACUCGGAUUUAAAAGAGCAAGAGGGCCGGACAGAUUUAUUACCCGAAUCAUCCAAAGCUACCACUUCUUCUCCUGAAAACGUGUCUGGUGGAUCUGAGCUCAUUGCGCGGGAGAGGUCUUCAGAAAUGCUUCACGCGUCCAACACGAUGAACGGCAUCAACUGCGGCAGCAACGUGACGUCUGUAAUUCAUCCGCCCCCCUCUGCCCCCAAACCCAAACUCUGGUCCCUCGCCGAGAUCGCAACGUCGUCUGACAGGUGCAAAGGAAACAGCGACGCGCCGCAGGCCCCAGGAACGGGUCAAAGUAUCACGAUCGCCGCCAACGCAUCGUCGCCGCCGCGUUCACCUACACAAUGCCCUUUUCCGAACAGCACGGUACUUUCAAGGCCAAUUUACUACACGUCCCAUUUUUAUCCGGGUUACACGAACUAUGGCACCUUCGGACAUCUCCACAGCAACCACGGAUCCAGCACGGGCUCCGCCGCACAUUUCAAUGGAUUAAGCCAAACCGUAUUAAACAGAGCAGAGGCUCUCGUAAGAGAAAGCAAAAUGAGAAGUCAAACAGUAGAUCACUGUAAAGACUCCCCUUAUGAACUAAAGAAAGGUAUGUGAAACAUUUAAUACUGACUUCCUCUCCGAUCGUUUGGACAUGUAACCUAUUUAUUAUUUGUUGGCAAAAUAAUUAAAUUCAGUGGAGAGUGAGAACAUUUUCAAUCAGAAAAUUAUUAUUCUCAAUUUUUAGUUUAUGGAUGGUUAAUCCAAAUGAUGUAAAAUCUAAGAAUUGUCUUAAUCGCUGCAGCCACCUGAGACUCUAUUUGUAUUAAAACUAAUAUGUAUAUUUAAUUGUAGCAUUUUUGUAUUUAAAAUGGACAAUACACUAUCUUUGAAGUAAAUUAUGGAAAUUAU
This is a messenger RNA of Conger conger (European conger), 1758 nucleotides long. Its product is annotated as Iroquois homeobox protein 5a-like. Lineage: Eukaryota; Metazoa; Chordata; Actinopteri; Anguilliformes; Congridae. Gene Ontology annotation, molecular function: RNA polymerase II cis-regulatory region sequence-specific DNA binding; DNA-binding transcription factor activity, RNA polymerase II-specific. Gene Ontology annotation, biological process: neuron differentiation; cell development; regulation of transcription by RNA polymerase II. The transcript has 3 exons. The record is from RefSeq and is a predicted model, not a curated record. Gene Ontology annotation, cellular component: nucleus. Bases 118 to 1464 code for a protein of 448 amino acids.